AUGUGGUCAGAUGUAAAAAUAGUGUAUGGAAAACCUAGACACAGCCAGAGCCAAGGGUCUGUGGAAAGAGCUAACCGCGACGUCGAAGACAUGCUAGCAACAUGGAUGGCACAAAAUAAAAGCAAAUAUUGGCGUUCGGGUUUAAAGUUUAUAUCAUUUCAAAAAAACCGUGCAUUACAUUCAGGCAUUGGAAGGUCUCCUUACGAAGCAAUGUUUGGGUGCAAAGCAAGAGUUGGAUUAGCAUCAGUAGGCAUUCCAGUAAACGAACUUUGUAAUUUAAGUAUGGAAGAAGAUAUUGAAAAAAUAAUGCUACAGCCCGAAAACAAUGAGGAUAAUGAGAUCAGGGACGAGAACAGUGAAAAUAAAGAAAUGUCUUGUCAACAAACGUCAAGAAAAUAUUACAAAUGA
This is a messenger RNA of Macrosiphum euphorbiae (potato aphid), 408 nucleotides long. The record is from the annotation of a GenBank genome assembly. NCBI's taxonomy places the organism in Eukaryota, Metazoa, Arthropoda, Insecta, Hemiptera, Aphididae.